This is a messenger RNA of Corticium candelabrum, 1822 nucleotides long. RefSeq lists its product as uncharacterized. The record is from RefSeq and is a predicted model, not a curated record. Lineage: Eukaryota; Metazoa; Porifera; Homoscleromorpha; Homosclerophorida; Plakinidae. The transcript has a single exon. Bases 48 to 1037 code for a protein of 329 amino acids.
GUCUGUCUGUCUGUCUGUCUGUCUGUCUGUCUGUCUAUCCGUCUAUCAUGUCUGUCUGUCUGUCUGUCUGUCUGUCUAUCUGUCUAUCAUGUCUGUCUGUCUAUCUGUCUGUAGUAUCGUCUGGUGUUGAUAUCCUUGGGGUCCCUAUUGGCAAUGAUUCUUACGUCCAGUCUAGAUGUAGCAAAUCAGCGACUGCAGGUGAAGGCCUUUGUUCUCAACUGCUCAACUUGAAUGAUCCUCAAAGUGCACUUCUCUUACUGUGGUACUGUCAUGUGCCUACACUGAAUCAUUUAGCAAGGUGUGUGCCUCCUCCAGUUUUACACCAAGCUUGUCACAUUCAUGAUCAGCUAUCAAGAGAUACUUUUGAAGCAAUAUUGGGGUUGAGUGCACUUGAUGAGCUGACAUGGAAGCAAGCAUCUCUUAAGAUCAAGUUGGGAGGUUUUGGCAUUACAAACUUGACACAAAUCUCUGCUGCUGCUUUUGUGGGUUCAUGGUGCUAUUCAAUGAGCACGAUUCCUCAAAGAUUUCCAUCUAGAAUAGAUCUAUGUGACAGCCUUAACUGUGUGAGUCCACCUCCUUUCUAUCAGCAUCUUUGCAAGGCAAUAGCAAGCCUUCCUUCCACCUUAGGAUCAGAUGGAGAGACACUCAUACCUCAGUCUUUGUCUGGGCUUAUGGCAAAUCCAGUAAAACUCCAAAAUCGCCUAAGCUCGGAUAUUGCUGAAGGGAAUGCAGUAACAUGUGUUAUGCAAGCAUCCUCUGUCAAACAUGCUGCUAGGAUAAGGUCAUGUCAGGGACAUGGAGCAGGAUCAUGGCUUCAAGCUAUUCCUUCAGCACCAAAAUUUGUUCUAAUGUCCUCAGAAUUUCGUGUGGCAGCAUUCUUUAGACUUGGUAUUCCUUUACCAUAUUCCCAGAUUGUUACCAAGUGUGAUUGUGGUAGAAGCCUUGAUGAACACGAUUAUCAUCUAUUGACCUGCAAGUUUGGCGGUGGCCCAGUAUGGCAACACAAUACAAUCGUGUCAACUUGUGCUAAUGUUUAGACGAGUUAAAUAUUCCUCAUCAAGUUGAGCCAAGAAAUAGGUAUACUGACUCUGAGAACAGGCCGGAUAUAACAACAUAUGAUCCCACUGGACACUUGACAAAAGACCUGGACAUUUCACUUGCACAUCCACAUUCUUGUGACACCGUACAAUCAACUGCCAAAAUAUCAGGUUAUGCAGCUGAGUUGAGAGAAAAACGCAAAAUGACAAAAUAUGGUCAACAGCAGUCUAUAGCAGGAUCUAAUACAACAUGUAUUCCACUGGUUUUUGAACACUUUGGCUUUUGGGGCCCUAUGGCUGAAGACUAUCUCAAUAAAAUCUCCAAACUUUCAAAAGAUGCAAAUGGAAAGAGCAGCGAAACAGACUUUAGAGAUAGAUGGAGAAAGCAACUGUCUGUAGUUGUACAGUCUUGCAACUCUCAUGUGAUUUUUAGAAAGUUGUCCAAGUUGUCUAAGUGCAAUUUUGAUGAUUUCUGUAUGAUAAAGACGUUCAACGUUUUGUUCAUUGACUGUUAUUGUUAUGCAUACGUAAAGUUAGCGAUUGUUAUUGGUAGAGUAAGAGUUCAAAUAUAAUAAUCUGCCUGUCUGUCUGUCUGUCUGUCUGUCUGUCUAUACAACACAAUCCAAUGUCAGCAAUAUUAUAAGUUCACAACAUGAGAAGACCAUCCAUCUUUCUGUACAUCCAUCCUUCCUUCUGCAUAUUAAUUAGUCCAUAUUUUUUCUGCCAUCCGGAUCGGCUAUCAGUUCAUGUACCUGUGUGUUGUACAUCUAACCUGUGACCUACAC